Messenger RNA from Lepisosteus oculatus (spotted gar), 10996 nucleotides. Its product is annotated as protocadherin-1. Lineage: Eukaryota; Metazoa; Chordata; Actinopteri; Semionotiformes; Lepisosteidae. Gene Ontology annotation, molecular function: calcium ion binding. Gene Ontology annotation, biological process: homophilic cell-cell adhesion. The record is from RefSeq and is a predicted model, not a curated record. Gene Ontology annotation, cellular component: plasma membrane.
AGAGAAGAGAAGAGGGAUUGGAAAUUGCUUCACACUCAUAUGCAUUGCCCGAGCUGUGCAAGGUGUGCUGCUGUGUGAACGAGUCUGGGGCAUCCUAAGAUUGCAGAGUGCCAAAAAAGAUUAAAAAGGGUAGAAAGUGUGCGUGCUUUGGAAGCCGUUGACCAGAACUCGUCACUUUAUUCUGUAUAAUUCAUAUCGAAUGGGAAAACCCAUAAGAGUGAAAAUGCAUUAAGAUGACAAUAUAUUAUGAGCUUAGUGGCAGUGACACAGCCUUGUAGCCCGAGCAACGGAAUGCAGUAAGACCAGUUCGGAGUUUCAGACACUUUGGGCUGCUUUCUGUAGGGGGAAAAUCACGUGGGCAUUACUGCAAUCAAGAUUUUGUCGGACUGAUACGUUUCCAUCCAUCGCAGUGUUUACUGAAAUAGACGGCAGCAAAAACCGUGUGGACCUUUAGAAGGAUUUGUGGAAUAGCUUUCACCGAUGGUAUAGAGGAUUCUUUGGGGUUUUUUGCUCCUCUGCGGAUGGCGUUUUCUUAAAAGCUGGAUUUUUUUUUUUUAAACGUGGGAGUUUGUGGGCUGAAGUGGCUGCCUUAGAGAACCGAGAGAGAGCGCCGCUCCUAGCCCGGCACAAGCGCACGGAGCCGGCUUAGAGGAGUUCUCGCCCGCUAAGGUGCUCCGGUUUCUUCCCACAGUCCAAAGGUGGAAGGAAAAGGCUGAAGUCUUGUUUGUGGCGAUGGAUCUGUCUCUUGGACCUCUUCUCUUGUGGACCAUGUUACUGGUCUUCUGCAACAGGACUCUGGGGAGUAUCAUCUACAAAGUACCUGAAGAGCAGCCACCCAACACACUGAUUGGAAGCUUAGCAUCUGACCAAGGCCUGCCAGACUCUGGCCAUCUUUACAAGCUAGAAGUUGGAGCCCCUUACCUUCGUGUAGAUGGCAAAACUGGAGAUAUAUACACCACUGAGAUACCCAUUGACCGAGAGACCCUGAAAGACUGUCAGAACCUUUUUGAAGGAGAGCCCUGCAUUUUGGAAUUUGAGGUGUCCAUUACAGACCUCAUUCUGAAUCAGGGGCCUCGUCUAAUAGAAGGUAAAAUUGAGGUGCAAGACAUAAAUGACAACACACCACAAUUUUCCUCCCCCAUCCUGACUCUGUCAAUCCCAGAGAACACUCACAUUGGGGCACUUUUUUCAAUUCCUGUGGCAAAUGACAGGGACUCAGGACGCAACGGAGUUGCUAACUAUGAGCUGACCGUGAGCCCCGAUGCACAGAAUCUUUUUGGGUUACAGGUGGCAGAGGAUCAAGGUGAGAAGCUGCCGCAGCUAAUUGUGAUGGGGAACCUGGACAGGGAGCAGAAGGACUCGUACGACCUUACCAUCAAGGUGGUGGAUGGUGGAAACCCACCUCGUUACAGCAGUGCCUUGCUGAGGGUCACCAUCAAUGAUGCCAAUGACAAUUUCCCAAAAUUUGAAAAGGGGAGUUAUGAGGCCCAGCUGCCCGAGAACAGCCCUGUGGGACAUUCUGUUCUUCAGGUGAAAGCAACUGAUUCCGAUAUGGGGCCCAAUGGAGAGAUUGAGUACACUUUCCAUCAAGCCAAUGAGGUUGUUCAGAGGUUGUUGCGGAUUGAUCGAUCUAGUGGUGUGAUAUAUGUGAAGGGGCUUGUGGACAGGGAAGAAGUAAGUGUGCUUAAAUUCUAUGUGAUUGCCAGGGACAAAGGACCCACACCGAAGAGUUCAAAAGUCUUUGUUUCCAUCAAUGUAAAGGAUCAGAAUGAUAAUGCUCCCUCCAUUGAGAUCCGUGGAAUUGGUCUGGUAACUCACCAAGAUGGGGUAGCCAAUAUUUCUGAAGACAUGCCCAUUGGAACCCCAGUAGCCGUGGUCCAGGUCUCAGACCGUGAUGAAGGAGAGAAUGCAGUAGUCACUUGUGUGGUUGCUGGUGAUGCCCCUUUCCAGUUGAAGCCAGCUAGUGAAUCUGGAAGUGACAAGAAGAAGAAGUUUUUUCUUCAGACUGCAACCUUAUUAGAUUACGAGCGUGUCAAAGAUUACCGAAUUGAGAUUGUAGCUGUAGAUUCUGGAAACCCAGCUCUGUCCAGCACAAACUCCUUGAAAGUCCAGGUUACAGAUGUGAAUGAUAACUCCCCCAUCUUUUCUCCAAGUGUGUUUGAAGUGGAUUUUGCUGAAGAAAAUCAGCCUGGUGACAAGGUUGUGGAUGUUGUGGCAACAGAUGCAGAUAGUGGCACUAAUGCAGAACUAACUUACAGCAUUGUCCUGGACUCCUCAACCAAAGGUCUUUUUGAAAUAGACUCAAAAAGUGGAGAAGUGCGGGUGAGAAAUCAGCUUGACCGUGAACAUAGGGACCGCUAUGAAUUUCAUGUUUCUGCUUCUGACAAAGGUGUUCCCAGUCUUCGAGGGACAGCCACGGUAAUAGUCAAAGUGCUGGACCGCAAUGAUAAUGACCCUAAAUUCAUGCUGAAUGGCUAUAGCUUCUCUGUUUCGGAAAACAUGCCCCCGCUCAGUCCAGUCGGCAUGGUCACUGUCAUUGAUGCAGACAAAGGCGAGAAUGCUCGAGUGCGUCUUUCUGUGGAGCCAGAUAAUGGGAAGUUUGUCAUUCAAAAUGGCACUGGGACUAUCCUCUCCAGCAUCUCUUUUGACCGGGAGAAGGAAAGCACCUACACUUUUCGUCUAAAGGCCGUAGAUGGUGGAGAUCCACCAAGAUCCUCCUAUGUUGGUGUGACCAUUAAUGUGCUUGAUGAAAAUGACAAUGCACCUUUUGUCACCAAACCUUCAAACUCCUCCUACAAGCACCUGUCCCCUUCAACCAGCCCUGAUACAACAGUUGAGAAAGUUGAGGCUGAAGACAUCGAUACUGGCCCUAACGCAGAGCUGGUAUUUAGUAUCACAGGUGGCAAUCCCCAUGAGCUUUUUCGCAUUUCUCCUUCUGGAGGCGAGAUCACUUUAGCUAAAGAGUUCCUCCGGAAGCAUAAUGGACUUCAUAGAUUAGUUGUGAAAGUGAGUGACAAAGGGAAACCUCCAAAGCAUACAACGGCUUUGGUGCACAUCUUUGUGAAUGAGACAAUCAACAAUGUCACAUUAGUGGAGUCGCUUGUGGGGCACAGUCUAUACACUCCUUUAGAUACAGACAUUGCUGGUGAUCCUGAUUACAGACAUGCUGCCCAACGCAGCAACAUUCUAUACGGCAGCCUUGCAGGGAUUGCUGGGGUCAUCUUGGUCAUUGUGAUUGUCGUGGUCAUUCGCUACCACCUGCAAAAAGAGGCUAAGAGUGGCUACCAAGCUGGCAAGAAAGAGACCAAGGAUUUGUAUGCACCAAAACAGGGCCCGAAGAGCAGCAAAGGAAAAAAGGGGAAAAAAGGUAAAGCCCCCAAACCAGCAAAGCCUAUAGAAGAGGAUGAGGAAGCCAGUCUUCAAAAGACUUUAAAAUUCAAUCUAAUAAAUGAUGGAGUCACCGACAGCCCCAGAAUCCACUUACCCCUCAAUUACCCCCCUGGCAGCCCUGAUCUUGGCCGUCACUACCGCUCAAAUUCCCCCCUUCCUUCCAUCCAACUUCAACCGCAGUCUCCCUCUGCAUCUAAGAAGCACCAAGCUGUGCAAGACCUCCCAGCAACCAACACCUUUGUCGGGACUGGAGACAACAAUUCCACAGGCUCCGACCAGUAUUCGGAUUACAGCUACAAGGCCAAUCCUCCGAAAUACAGCAACAAACAGCUGCCUCAUCGACGAGUGACCUUCUCUACAGCCAAUCAAGCUCAGGAUCUCCAGGAUCCCUCCCAGCACAAUUAUUAUGACAGCGGGUUGGAGGAAUCAGAGACUCCAAGCAGCAAGUCCUCCUCAGGGCCUCGGAUUGGACCACUGGCUCUCCCAGAGGACCACUAUGAGAGAACCACCCCUGAUGGCAGUAUUGGCGAAAUGGAGCACCCUGAAAACGAUCUCAGAUCUCUACCUGACGUUGCUAUGACUGGAAAUUGUACUAGGGAAUGCACUGAAUUUGGACAUUCAGAUGCCUGUUGGAUGCCAGGACAGCCUUCCCCAAACCGCAAGGUGACCAAGAACACCCCCAAACUCUCAACCUUUGUGCCUUACCAAGAGAGAGGGAGCCAGGAUAGGCUGACCAAUGGGAGCCCAAGGCUUGUGGAGGAACGCAAUGCCAAGCUUCGCUUCCUGCCUCCAUACAGUGCCUUCUCCAGUACUAGCCAUGAGCCCAGCAAGGACUCUACAAUGGAAGAAAUCCCCCUCACCCAGGCUUCAGAGUUCCAACCGGCAACUACUCCUUCUACCCAGAGUUCCAAAAGAGAGAUCUACCUGUGAGGAGAAUACUUCCUGUGCCUGUUUGCCACUGAAGAAAAGAAAAAAAAACACAAAAUGAUUUAAAGAAGGCUUUAGAAUCCAAAAGGGAGAACAAAUAAAAUUGAAAUGAAGAAUUUUUAAAAAUCCAGUAUAUUGAAGGAAUGUACACAAAACUAUCAUUCAGAUGUUUGUAUGAUUUAUGGGAAUACAGUUUACUGAUUAACUUUUUUUUCUUUUUUUAAAAAAGAUAAGAACACUGUCAAAUUUAAAAAUCGAAACAACAAGGAACAUAAAACAAAAAUACCGAUACUAUUUCUUUUUUUUUCUUUUUUAAAUGUCUGGCUGCUUGAUUUACCUGCUUGUGGAGCGUUUAUUUCUUUGAAUCUCUUGGUUCAAAGAAUUCCAAAGGUACAAUCAAUGCUGUAGUGCUAUCACCCAAGGUUUCAUCAUAAACAGAUUACAUUCACCUGGAAAGAAGUCUUCUACGCAGCAGGAAAUGGUAAAAAAGAAGAGAGGUCUCUAUUACUGUACAGUGCUGUAAAUACAUUUGGUUCGUGUGCAUAUGUCUGUCUGACUUCAGUAAUUUUUCUUCUGCUGUAAAGAGCUUUUGAAAUUCUAGCCUUUUUGUUGUUUUACAGUGAAAUGAAAAGAAGCUAUUAAAUCGCAUAGAAUUUUCACCUUUGUACAUAGAAAUGGUUUCCAAACAAAGCUGGAAGCAGAUGACAUAACUAGGGUGAAAAUAAUGUCAUUGCAGUGGAGAAACUGGUACUUUGUAACGCUACAUUCAAAGCCUGGGAGACAUCUGCCGUCUUUCUAUGAUCUUUGCCCUCUGCUCUCUGGAAGUUUGUAGGAGAGGAAAAGAUGAACUUUGAUUUGUCAGUGGUGUUAAAUAUCUGUAUUUUGAAGGGUCUGGUGCGUUACCGUGUCAGCACUGUAUUUUUUGCUUUCUCAUUAAUUGCAUACCUCUCCAUCUCCUUGUUGAUUAUGUAAUGUUUACCUAAAUAGCUUCUGGUCGUGGCCAAAUACAGCACACAGUGGUCUACAAAAAAGCAUUGUGUUUGAUCAUAGUUGUGGAAAUGUACACAAUGACUUGGUGCCAUUUAUCUAUUUAAACAUGUUCAUCGUUUUGGCUUGAUUUUGGCAAUACUGGUAUCUAUGUUCCAAUAUAAUUCAGCAGAAAGAAAUGAAGUUUGAAACAAACAGAAGCACCUGGUGUAUAUGACUAGGAUCAACAGUGUACCAGGGACAUUUUCAUUGCUCUUGUUAAAUAUUGUAAGUUACGUACUGCUGGAGCCUUUAGUCAUCUGAUUUGAAGUGCAGUUUUCAGCACUACAGUAUAAUCAAGACAAAUGUUAUUAAAUGGUAGAAAGCAUGGGCAUCCCACUAAUUGCCUUUGGUAACUGUCAUAAUUUCAUACACAGAGUAAACUGAGUUUCUUGUUUAAAGAUAGUUUUGAGGAAGAUAUUAUUAAUAGUUGGUGACUAGAAAAGAAGUUUAAACUCUGGCAAAAUAUGUCCAUGAUAAUGAGAUUAAUAACGGUGUACGCAGUAGCCUAUAUGACCAAAGUGCUGUUAAAAGUGACUGUAUACACAUCCAGAAUGAAAACAGUUUGCUUUUGAAGUAUAUAGGAUAAAGUAUAUAGUAUAUAUUAUAUAGGGAGUUGUUUUUUUCACAAGAGAUGUUGGCAUGUGAAAUGUGAAAGCAUACCAAGACUAUUCAGUCCUGGAUCUGGCAUGUUAGUAUGUCUGCAAGUCUCUGGGUCUUUUUAAAGAAGCACCACCCAAAGAGUUUGGAGAAGCUGUAAAACCAGUCCAGUGCAGCCAAUAAGUAGCUCAGGUGAGUUAGAAUGACUACUUGCAGAUACACUUCACUCCAGGACCACAAUUGUAAAGCCCCUUUUCUCAUUGUUCAUACAGUACUUAUCCAUUACAAAGUCUUGUAAUACGAAAAUGGCAUUUUUACUCUUGCUCGUCUUUUCUGUGUUGUAAUGAAUAUUUUACAUUCAGUUAAUAUUGACAUUUUAAAAUGUAUGUUUUGGGAAUCUUAGUUAUUUAUAGGUAGAAGACAAUGAGUGAAGUAAAGAUUCUUCAGGCAUUCAUUUGAUACUGUUGUGACCCUACGUUUACUUUUGAAACUAGAGUUUAGCAAAGUGCUUUUCAGUAAAAGAUUCCUAAUAUUGGAAAUUGGCAAUUCAAAAUGCUUCUUCAUAUUCUGUCAGAGCCAUUUAAUUGCAGUCGUUUUAAUUGUAUACAUGAUGCAUCUAUUUAAAUGACGUUGUCUUAUAUGAUGUUGAAAUACAGUACCUUUCCAGAUAGUCAACAUUUUUUGCAUGAAAAUAGAGAUUAAACAAGGUAGCAGCAACAAAUAAGUGUAUGACUUGCUUCACUAGGUUUUGGUACAGUAUCUUAAAUGUAAGCACACUGUGAAUCUCAGUGUUGCUUGUUUCCCUGCUCUUCUGUUCUUGAUUAUUAUGUAUAAACUGUUUGUAAAAACACAGAAGAAAUUUUGGUAGUCUAGUUAUCUCCUUUGUUUGUAUACCACAUUCAACUGGUCACCACCUGCACUGAUAAGUAAAUACCCGUAGUUUAACUUAUUUUAUAAAGACCUCAUAAAUCCCUCUGUUCAACUCAUUCCAUGGGAUAAUGCCAUCUAUAACUUCAAGCACAAAAAUACAAUAUUUUGGAAACUAAAAUGUUGGUAAGAAAUAUGUUUCAUAAGUUGUCUUCUUUUCUAAAAGUUGCAACUUUCCAAAGACACUUCUUGUUCUUAACCAAUUUAAAAACAUGUAAUUAAAAAAAAAUCAGAUGCAUUUCAAAAGCCUGGAAUUUGGUUUCACUUUCAAAUUAAAAAAAAAUCAUAAUUAUUAAGGUUGUCAUUGGCAUUAAUACAUUGUGAAAGAUAUGUGGGUAAAAUAAUUUGUUCAUAAUAAAUUAGUGUAAUUUUAAAUAGAUAUUCAAACUUUGUAGGAAAAAUAGGGAGUAGCAGAGUACUAUGCAUAAUGGAUAAUGGAAAAUCAUUGUUUUGUGUUUAAAGAUGGUCCUGGCUAUUAGUUUAAGUGAAGAAUUGCCUAUGUUCAUUAGAAAGACAAUCAAUUUGAAUAAGCCAAUUAAAUGUCCAGCCAUGAGCACAUACAAAGCACAUUCUUCAAUUAUUUUUAAGCUAUUUAAUGGCUAUGAUAAAAUACAGCAAAAACCAUAAUCCAUUGUAAUUGCAUUUAAGCUUAGUCCAUUUCUGUGCUCGAUUGCUUUUUCUUUGAAUUUCAUCUCUCAGAGGCUUUAUAACACUCAUGUUGCCCAUGUCAGUUUCAGGAGGUCUGCCAUAGAAAAGACAAACUUGCAGUCUAUGGUCUCCACUAAAAUACAUUUCUGAGUUCGAAAAUCAGGUUUUGAAUGUACACAGUUUGGUGCUGAAAUGUGAGUUGAACCCGGACCAUAGUUUAAAAAAGAUUUGCAGAAUGUCUUUGUCUGGUGCUUUUAAAAAAGGCAGCUCACUAUGUCAAACAAUCAUUUUAGUCAUUUACAAUCAGCUGAAGGCUGCUGUUUACCAAAACAAAACUCUGUCUCGGCCUUUAAAAUUGUUCGAAUUUAACAGUUAGCCUAACGCACAAGGAAAAUUGCAGUCAAGCAUGCUUAUACUUUCUGGACGUAUGCCAUCUUUAAACCAUGAAUUUAGUAAUUUUCUGUGCUCUUGACAUUUUAUUACUUUAAUUAAUUUUUAAUCAGUGCACUCACCCAAGUUCAAGUUUUGUGCUGCAUUAGCAUUAUUAACAUGUUUCUAUUCCCUGUUUGUUGGUAUACAAUUUAAUAUAGUUGUAUUAUUCUUGUAGUUUUGUAUUUUUUCAUUGUUACUGAACACUAAGAAAAUGUUCUUUUGUUAAGUUUAACUCUUCCAUUUCAUUUUAUGAUGUCAUCAUUAUGCUUUCAUUUUUCAGUGAGACAACAAACAUAGCCAAUGGGACAUUUUUUUAAAUUGACAGGGGUAUAGCUCCACAACUCCCCAACAGUACACCUCAACUCCCUGCCUUAGUUUAUUUGAACUACAGUGCUGGGAAAAUAGGCUUCAUGCUGUGUCUCUUAACUUGACAACACUGAUACCCAACCUGAGAACUCAAAGAAAGUGUUUAAAAUGACAUAUUGAGAAAAAACAAUAAAUGAAUCAGGAGCUCUGUUUGUCUCCCUUUUACCCUUUCCUUCUCUUCAUUGCAUACUCAGCUUGACCUAGAAGCUACAUUUGUAAUCUCUGUGCCUGAAAAUCUUGCCCUCAGAUUCCUGCUCAGCAAAUGACUCUGGAGCUUGAUGUUUCACCACUAAGUGCUUCAAUCUAAAACAUCAGGAAGACAGAAUUCCAGAUAAUUGCAAGUUGCAGACUGAAAUAAAUCAAUGAUGAGUAAAAGAGUUAUGAAACGCUCUUCCCCCCAUAGUCUGUAAUUCAGACGUGAUGCAAGCAGGAUUUUUUUUACUAGGAUAGUUGAUUUUAUAUGUCUUAUUGCAAUAUUCCUAGGCUCCGCCAAAUGCUCUUAUCUGCUUUUUAUUGUAGGACAAUAUAUAUAUAUACAUAUUUGAAACUGAGGGGAGCAGUUAGCUUGUCACUGUACUUCAUAUCAAUAGUAUAGCUUCUUGAUAAUAUUACUCAUUCAGAAAAAGCUAUUGGAAUAUAUUAUAUACGCUCAUUAAGCUGACAUCUUUACUGUGAAAGUAGCUUUCACAUUUCAGGAGAGAUUUUGGAACCUUUUCCAUGGAUGUGACCAUUUGUAAAGCAUGCUUAUUUGCAUUAUCACUGGGCCUUGACAGUUUAAUACAUUAGGUGUUUUUUUGUAAAAUAAAUUGCAAAUCUUGGGGAUAGGAAUACAUAGAAAAAUUAUAUUGAAAUAUAUUUUUGCUUAUUAACCUUCAUGUUGAAGGCAGAAAACAUGUAUAUUGCUUCAUUUUUCUGGUAACUUUGUGUGGUAACUUAGAGUUUAAAUGAGCCAUUAGAUACAGCUGAUGUACUUUCAGGUCAGUUUUGUAGGUACUGUGGAUUGAUGGAAAAGAAACAGAAUAACUUUAUAAAGGAAGAACUGAGGUCAUUUUUGUUUAGAGUUCCAUUUCUUGUACAAGAGGAUAUUUUGUCCAUUUCACAUUAAAAGUAUCAUUGUGCUUUUGUCUCUUUCAACUGUCAAAAAAGCAAUGCCGAGUUCAACUCAUACAUGAUCCUUCAUUUACGUCUUAUUGCAAUGUGUCAACAUUAUUAUUUUUCAAAUAAUUUAGGGAAAAAAUAAAAUUUUGACCUCAUGAAUAAGGUUCUGCAUUCGUAUUAAUGUUUUAGAAACAUUUAACUGUUCAGUGAUUAGGUUGUACUGAAUAGUUAAAUAAUGAUGGACAAUUAUGGUUUAAGACACGGGCUCAGUGGGGAAACUUGUGUUUUGUCUACUAAUUAAAACAAAGAUGUACAGUAUAAAGGCAUUUGCUCAUUCUAUUUUUUUCCAGUACAGUGAUUGUUGUAAAUAAAUACAAAACAACUGUCCAAAACAAAGAUGAAUGCUUUCCUUGAGGAAUUAUAAACCCAAAUUACUUGGCAGAUUCGUUAGUUCCUUCUGUUGAUGUGUACGCAGUUCACAAGUAUGCCUAAGGUUCAUCUGCAGGGUUUGACAGUGUGCAGAGACAUGAUUUCCCUGUUUUGGCCUCCAUAAGGUUUCAGAACAGUUCGCACAGGGAAACAAAGGGUGAUGGUGGAGUGUAUGAAACACACUACCUAACCCCCAAAACUGCCAGAUGUGUUCUUUUUGUUCAUUCUUCUCAGUCUUCUGUCCACAAGUAUAUAGUAGGAUGCAUUUUAUCACACGCAUCCAGAUGACUAAAAAGUCCUGGUACAGCAUGAAUAAAAGCCAGUUUUAUAAAUAUAUACAUUUUUAGUUGUUAUUGUUGGUUUCUUAAUAGUCAAAAACAACAUUGUUAUAUACAUAUAAAUGUGAAUUGUCAUUGCUAUUUUUUACAAGAGAUCUUGGAUCUGGAUUUGUAAAUGACGUAAAUGUACAUGCAAGCCAGUCUUUUUUUUUUCCUUUUGCCAUGGUUUGUGGAGCACAAUUAGGAAAAGCGGAGAAAAUGAGCACAUUGCAGAUUCUUUCCCUCAUUGAUUCUAAUUAAUAAGUUUGCAUGAUUCCAGGCGUUCUCAUUAUUCAUGCAUGUUGAAUAUCUGUGAAUGCACAUGUUAUGAUGCACUCUUUUUUUCCUGCUGGCCUUUUAAAAGUUUGUUCUUCGCAACUUCAAUCCCAAAGAAAACUGGAAAAAUCCCUGAGCUUGCAAAAUCCCUCUCCUACAAAAUAGCCCAGUGGUUCCGGAUGGUAAAAAGCUUUAAUUUUAGCUUAGUAGUAUGUUCCAGCUUUAACAUGAACAUACUACUUCAUGUUAGUCAGAAAACGUGGUAAGAGGAAAGGAAAGUAACUGCCUUUUGUUACAUGUCCAAAUCAAAAGGAGUGGUUGCACACUCUUGUUCUUCAGAUAGGACAUAUCCAGACAUGGUUAGUAGUCUAGUCUGCUACCCAUUGCAGAUUUGUGUUGGGUCUAUGGCAAGAUGUUCGUAACUGUUGACACCAUUGUUCAAGGGUGAAAUGUUGCAUUCUUUCCAAAAAUAGAAACAUGAUUAAAUUCCAUGCAUUCCACUCCAUGUUUAGUACAUAACACCACAUUGAAUAUUUUUCUCCACAAUCCAUUGAAAGCUG